GCGAGCAAGCAACAUCACCUGCGGAGAGAAACGACGCGUCUUUACGCUGGAUUUUCCCCUGUGGCUUUAGAAACAGGCGUCCAACACUUUGCUGCGUUUUUACAAGACGCCCGUCUGAGAGCAUAUCUGAGAACAUUUAUUGUUGCACAGGGAGAGAGAGGGGCGCCCAAAUCUGUCCCUCCUGAGGACGGGACCUUUUGAAGCUCAAAGCAACAACAAUGGACUGCGUUUCCACAGGGAGCACGCUGUCGGAGCCGCGCGGCGCACACACAUGGGACUGUAGCGUUUCCAUCCCGGUCGACAUUUAUCUGUUUACUUGUUGAACAGUGUUUGCUGUGUCGGGAUCUUUAGUCGGAGCCCGUGAUGCCUGCGAGGAACAGGUACAACCUGGUGGACGAUGUGGCGGACUCGAGGGUGCCGCUGCAUAAUGAAGAGGCUUAUCAGCAUGGGAUUUAUUUCCAAGCCAAGUACGUGGGGAGCCUUGACGUGCCCAGGCCCAACAGUCGGAUGGAGAUCGUGGCAGCCAUGAGGAGAAUCAGGUAUGAAUUCAAGGCCAAGAAUAUCAAGAAGAAGAAGGUCAGCAUUGUGGUGUCUGUGGACGGAGUCAAGGUGAUGCUGAGGAAGAAACAGAAAAGAAAAGAAUGGACAUGGGAUGAGAGCAAGAUGCUAAUCAUGCACGAUCCCAUAUACAGGAUUUUCUACGUGUCUCAUGACUCCCAGGACCUAAAGAUCUUCAGCUACAUCGCAAGAGAUGGCUCCAGCAACUCCUUCAGAUGUAAUGUCUUUAAAUCAAAGAAGAAGACGCAGGCCAUGCGUAUUGUGCGGACAGUCGGUCAGGCCUUUGAGGUGUGCCAUAAGCUCAGCCUGCAGCAUGCUGAGCAAGAUGCAGACGGACAGGCAGAUGGAGAGAGUGAUAAAUCCACAGAGGAGCCCAGCAGUAAGGGUCGUCAGCUGACAGGAGCAGAGCAAGGGGAGGAAGGAGACGGUAAACAUGGAGCGAGACAAGGAGGAGGAGAUCCUUCAGCUGGCACUUCACUGUGUGAAAAGGCAGUCAGUGAAAUUCUGCAGAGUCUGGCUGAACUGAAUGUGGUCAAACCUGGACAGACUAUCAUAGACUUUGACCGAAGGUCUCUCUUCACUGUGACAUCCCAAGGCGUUACUCCCAGCAGCCCUUGCUCUCCAUCUCUCACUCCUCUGGCAUCACAGCAUUACCUGCAGCUUCUACAGCAGCAGCUACAGCAGCAGCAGCAGCACACUCAGGUGGCCGUCGCACAGGUGCAGCUGUUGAAGGAUCAGAUGGCAGCAGAGACUGCUGCCCGUAUGGAGGCUCAGGCCCGUGUCCACCAGCUGCUGCUGCAGAACAGGGACUUGCUGCAACACCUGGCCCUGCUCGUGCAGCAGCUGAAAGAGCUGGAGGCCCAUUCCCCAAGUACAACACAGCCAGGGCAGCCACAACAUGAGCCUCAAGCCAAUGGACACAAUGGUCAACAGUCUUCUGUCCCCACAUCAGCAAAGUCUCUGUCUCUAAAUCUGAAGAAUCACUACAGACAGUCCCUGGACCACCUCAUCACCUCCACGCCCGCAUGGCCACUCCAAACCUCCCCCCUCUCCCCCACCCAGGUGGACUGUGCUGAGUCCUACCUCAACCUGCUCAACCUGGAGAACAGCACCAAACCAGCUGCAUCAGUCAACGGAGACCUGGAUUCCUUCAUUAGGGCCAAUGGGACAGCGGACAGCAAGGAGAGGUCCUGCAACGAGAUCGUCCCCUUUACAUCGAGAAACUCCGCCAACAUGGAUGAAAAGAGUAAACAGACAAUUCCCAAACUUGACCCUCCUCCACCCUCCCUGAACCGCAAGCGGGCCAGCAGGACCUUGUCGCCGGGGUCAGAAGUCACAGCUGUGCCCGCACCUGGAGAGGUCACAUCUAAUGAUGCGGCCCCCAGUCGCAGCAGCAGCCUCUCAUUCCCAGACAUCACCCCCAGCUCCCUGUCAUCCGCUGAUUUCCACUCCCUCAGCAACGGUGAGAGCAGCUCCUGUUCAGCCAGCGAGGACUCGGGAGUCCGCUCCGAGACCAAGUCCCUGCUGUCGCCACUGCGUGAUGACGACGACCUGUUCGGGGACCGCGGGACCUUUUUAACAGCCUCCAGUGGCUGUGACAGUCCCCUGGAGGAGAGAGCUGAAGCCGUUCUCUCUCCCACUGAGUCAUGUCCUGCUGAGCCCCCCACCCUCACCUCACACUCGGACACCUAUGAGCACCCGCUGCCCUUCUCCUCUCCUGUGAAUGAUACCUGCCUUCACAUCAGUUUUUCUGAGGAUGAGCUGCUGGAGAGCAGCCAGGAAGACCCUAAUGUCCCUCAGCGGAGUUAGGAGUAUAGGCUGAUAUUCCCCUGGAGACCUUUCACUAUGUUCUUCAAUCAGCUUUUAAUGCAAUACCUACUGUCAGACCUUCCUGUGUUUGCACACUGGGCUCCAUUUCAGGACCUUUAAUUAUUCUGUCCACUUGUGACACAGUACAGACAUAGCAUUGCCAGUUACUGAAAAAUAAUCUAUUGAAUAAAUUAUUAGCCAAUGGACAGAUUUAGUAUUUUUGUAAUGAAAUUAAUGAUCUAAUUUACUUUUUAGUGACUAGAAUGUUAAGCAGAAUACAUGUAGCAAUUCUUGCACUGUCAAAGUCACACAUCAUUUACCAUAAGCCAACGAGGGAACACAUUUUAUUUUUGCUAGUAGUCAACAGUAAAACAUUAUUUUGUAUGAUGCUUCGCUGUGGUGCAAACUGUUGUGGAAAUACCAUUCUCUGCAGAUUUCACAGUAUGAUGAUGAUCAUACAAAUGUUGGUGAUGUUGGGAAGAGCCUCGUCCUCUGAAAAGCACCUGAACGGAUGAUCGAUGGAAAGAAAAGAACAAGAAAGUCAGUAAAAGGAAUAGGGCAAGAUAGAACUGAGCAGAUCUAGUUGUGUUUUGGUUUAUGCGCAUCCACUUGUGGCUGUGCAUAAGUAGAUUUUGUAUUAUCAGAGUUGUGUGGGUUACAGAAUGUUUUGUGCUACUUGUAUUUUGGGUUUUUCAGACUUAAAGAUGUUAAAGCAGUGCUGGAAAAAAAUGAGCAGAAUAGCCAAAGGGAACUUGUAUUCUGUGCUGCAUUGAUUUUGUUUCCACGUUGAAUGAAAAUGAUUUUAUUUUUGAGAAACAAGAAGAAAGCAAGCCCUCAGUGAGCUGACGGCCUUGAAAGCUUCAGAAUGCACCUGUCGGAGUGGAGGGUCUGUUAUAAAAAUGAACCUUCAGACUCAGUGGGGAGAUAAUUGGGGAAUCACACAGGAGCUCGGAGAAAGACAGCUCAGCAGGGGGAGAUUUUCUUUUCUACCUCUCUCUUUGUGAAAUCCCGAAUGAACAGAAAACCUGUUUCAACAAAUUAAGCUGACAUUACUGCCGCACAUGCAAUAUAUAUUGUGUGCCAACUUAAUCUGGAUGUUGAGAACGUUGCUUUAACUUCACUGGCGUAAAGCAAUGUAGAGCUGCAACAAUUAGUCAAUCAAUUAGUAGAUCAGUAGAAAAUUAAAUUGCAACUAUUUCAUCAUAAAAAGAAGUAAUUUUUAAGCAAAAAUACCAAACAUUUGCAGGUUCCAGCUUCUCCUAUACGAAGAUUUGCUGUUUAUAUGUUUGCGUUUUGGAUUGUUGAUGUUGUCAGCAAUGACUCUGGGGAAAAUGUAAUGGGCAAUUUUGACUAUUUUUUCAACAACCAAACGAUUAGUUAAUGAACUGAUAAUGAAAAUAGUCCUUAGAUGUAGCCCUCUGUCAGUAGAUCUAUAUAUUUAUGCAAACACAACAUAUCAUUAAGCAACUGCCAUUAUUCUUAAGUGCUGAAAAUAUACAUGAGAUGAAUAGAGCUGAAAUGAUGAAUUAAUUAGUGAAUUGACAAGUACAAAUUUGUUAAUUAUUAUUUUAAGUUUAAUAUUUGCUGAAUAUUUGAUGACUUUUUUCCAGAUAUUUAGUAAACGGAGUAUCUUUAGGUUUUAACUGAGAUUCUAUAGAUCGAGCAAUUAAUCAGUAGAGAAAAUGAUGAUGUUUUUUAUUUUUUUUACAUCAAUGUGGAAGCAUUCUACUGCCUUGUUAAUAGUGUUUUAUUCAAUUAAGUGCACAGUUGUAACAUAUGACAGGUAGAAGUGACAAUUAAUGGACGUGAGAGGAAAAGCAGCUGAGGUGUGAGAAGAGGGGUGGUGUAACGGUGCAGGUGUUUGUCCCGGACAAACGUUUUUACACCCAGAAACGAGGCUUUUCUCAACGUCACGUGUGACAGGGAGCUAUAACAGCAAUAACACGUGAAAGAAAAAAAUAAUAAAGACGAAUAGUUGAAGAACUUAA
This is a messenger RNA of Toxotes jaculatrix (banded archerfish), 4355 nucleotides long. RefSeq names its product carboxyl-terminal PDZ ligand of neuronal nitric oxide synthase protein. NCBI's taxonomy places the organism in Eukaryota, Metazoa, Chordata, Actinopteri, Toxotidae. Bases 364 to 2367 code for a protein of 667 amino acids. The transcript has 11 exons. Gene Ontology annotation, molecular function: nitric-oxide synthase binding. The record is from RefSeq and is a predicted model, not a curated record.